GAGCUCUUUGCAGAGUUUGGGACCUUGAAGAAGGCAGCUGUGCACUAUGACAGAUCUGGCCGCAGCCUAGGGACAGCAGAUGUGCAUUUCGAAAGGAAGGCAGAUGCCUUGAAAGCAAUGAAGCAGUACAAUGGAGUCCCUUUGGAUGGGCGCCCCAUGAACAUUCAGCUGGUCACAUCACAGAUCGACACACAGAGGAGACCAGCACAGAGUGUAAACAGAGGUGGCAUGACCAGAAACCGCGGUGGUUCAGGAGGAUUUGGUGGUGGAGGAGGCAACAGGCGAGGUACUCGUGGCGGUAACAGAGGAAGAGGCAGAGGAGCUGGAAGAACUUCCAAACAGCAGCUCUCUGCAGAAGAAUUAGAUGCACAGCUGGAUGCUUACAAUGCCAGGAUGGACACCAGCUAAAGCGAUGGGCGGCGGGCGCAGGGAAGGACUCCGAUCUCGCUCCAUGCUCCCUGGUGGGGGCUGCGGCUGUGGCUACUAAUACCGAGGAUGGGAUUUGUUUUACUUUUACGUUCUGGGAUAGGUUUUAAACUCCUGUAAAGGUUUUUUUUAAUUCUGAAGCAGACCUGUUUUGUACCGAGUUAUUU
Messenger RNA from Cariama cristata (Red-legged seriema), 593 nucleotides. It is a transcript of the gene ALYREF, whose product is annotated as Aly/REF export factor. The record is from RefSeq and is a predicted model, not a curated record. Gene Ontology annotation, biological process: mRNA export from nucleus. The transcript has 4 exons. Lineage: Eukaryota; Metazoa; Chordata; Aves; Cariamiformes; Cariamidae. Gene Ontology annotation, cellular component: nucleus. The annotation marks the transcript as partial. Gene Ontology annotation, molecular function: mRNA binding.